AUUCUAUUUAUAAACCAUGCUACUUUCAUUAUCAUGGACAAUUAUGGAUACAGUGGUGUGAGUGUUGAGGCGUAGCGCUAUAUUAUACAUUAACAAUGACCAACAGAAAGACAAUGAAAUGAAAAAUGUUGAAGACAAAGAGGAGACAAGCAUUUUCAUAUAUACUUUUCAUAUGCAACUUUACUGUGUUCCAUAAUGAAUGCAGGCCCUUGAUGGAUAGCUAGCUGUAUAGUGUACAAUUUUUUCUUAGUUGGUAGAAGUGGAAAUAUUCCUUUCACUAGAGACUUUGUAUAAACAUUAGUGAUCAAUCUUUUAAUGUUAAAUAGACAAGUUAAAUGUUACUUUGCCAGAAUGAAAUGAGUGUUAACUUUCCCUAAUAUAGAUGCCAUCCUCAACACAAGAAUUAUUUAAAGCAGCUCUGCAAGGUGAUCUCAAGUUUUUCAAAGAACUGCAGAGUUGUGAUGACGAUGGCAAUGACAACUGGUUGAGGGUGACAUAUCCUAAAUCUGGAGAUAAUCUUCUUCACUAUGCAGCACGACUGGGGCAUGUUCAUCUACUGAAGUUUCUCCAUGAGGCUGGUGCAGAUUUAGAGCUGCCCAACUUUGAUGGCAAGAGGCCACUUCAUGAGGCUGCACAGGCUGGCCAUCUUGACUGUGUCAAGUAUUUGCUGUCACAAGAUGUACCUGUCGACUCUUUGAAAAGGGCUGACUGGACCCCACUGAUGCUAGCCAGUACUAAACAGAAUCAAGAGGUGAUACACACCCUCAUCACUUACAGAGCUGAUCCAGGUCUUACAAACAAAGAUGGAUGGAACAGUUUUCAUCUUGCUUGUAGAGAAGGUAUUCUUUCCAUUGUUGAAUUUUUCCACAAGUACAGUGGAAAUUUGUGGGACACCAUCAGCAAAAAUGGAAGAACACCCCUUCAUACUACAGCUCUGCAUGGGUGUUAUGAUGUAACCUCAUUUCUACUGGAGAAUUGCGGAUAUUUUGUGGAUGCUAAAGACAGCUGUGGAAGUACUCCCUUCAUGGAUGCUAUGCGAUCUGGUCAUGUGAAUGUCGGACAAUUGCUUUUUGAGAAAAAACAGGCCAGUUUACAUGAGAUGGAUAAUGUAGGAUACCAUGCUCUCCACCAGGCCGCACAAGCUGGCCAUAAGGAAUCGGUCAAAUACCUGGUAGAAACCAGGGCUGUGGAAGUGGACACUCCAACCACAGCUGGCUCCACAGCUUUGGCAGUUGCAUCUAAGGAAGGACAGCUUGCAGUUGUGGAGUUUUUAUUGGGUGCUGGAGCUAAUGUUGAUAGUGUAGACAAGAAAGGAAGAACAGCUCUACACAUAGCUAGUGGUGCCCAGCAUGCUGCAUGUGUGGAAAUUCUACUAGAGCAUGGCGCAAGCCUGACACCAGAUGGGGCAGGUUACACUCCAGACAAGCUUGCAAAGAAGGAGAGUGUCAUUCAACUAUUUAAAAAACAUGUCUCUGAUUAAAAAAAAAAACAUAAUAUUAGUAUUGCCUCAGCAACCUAUUUUGAUGGUUCUUUCAGUGCUAUCCAUUAAUAAGUGAUGGACAUCGGGGCGGAGGGACCGGUAUUUCAUUAUAUAGGUGGUAGAUCUAUAGCUGUAGUCUGAAAUACUGAAAUAUUAGUGUUGUGGAAAGAAAUUGCUGGAUAUAAUAAUUUCUUGAAAUUCUAUGAAAUCAAUAAGUUUCACAAUACAUCAUGUAUUUCAUUCGUGUAAAUUGAUAAAUGUGAAAGUACCAAGUGGAGGUUGCCCUCAGUUCAUGUACAAUUAAUGAACGGUGAAGAAUGACAGAUUUCAUUUGAAAUAAAAUUCAAAUUAUGGUGCAUGUUGAA
Messenger RNA from Ylistrum balloti, 1845 nucleotides. RefSeq names its product ankyrin repeat domain-containing protein 16-like. Bases 383 to 1480 code for a protein of 365 amino acids. The transcript is spliced from 8 exons. The record is from RefSeq and is a predicted model, not a curated record. Gene Ontology annotation, molecular function: protein binding. NCBI's taxonomy places the organism in Eukaryota, Metazoa, Mollusca, Bivalvia, Pectinida, Pectinidae.